This is a messenger RNA of Nycticebus coucang (slow loris), 8614 nucleotides long. RefSeq names its product ubiquitin protein ligase E3A (gene UBE3A). Lineage: Eukaryota; Metazoa; Chordata; Mammalia; Primates; Lorisidae. Bases 704 to 3325 code for a protein of 873 amino acids. Gene Ontology annotation, biological process: protein polyubiquitination; ubiquitin-dependent protein catabolic process. Gene Ontology annotation, molecular function: ubiquitin protein ligase activity. The record is from RefSeq and is a predicted model, not a curated record. The transcript has 14 exons.
AGUCCUCCCGUCUUGCGCCCCUGCCGCGAGAUCUGUGUUUCUCCCAAGAUGGUGGCGCUGGGCUCGGGGUGACUAGGGGAUACCACAGAGCUUUUUCUCCUUCGCCAGAACCCGACACACCAGCCUUCUCUCGCUCGCGCGCUCUGCCGCCGCGUAGCCAUCCGCCGCCUACUUACGUUUCACCUCUGCCGACCCGGCGUUCUCAGCUGCUGGCGGCGGCGCCUCCCGUGGCUCCUCCUCGGAAUAGCUCGCGGCCUAUAGCCCCCCAGUGUGGUCAGGCAGCGGCUACUGGCGACAAACGUCGGGAUUUCGGUGGCCCCGGCGCCCCCUUUCCCGGCAUCGGUUUCUGGAGAAGGAAGCGCGGGUCCCGCAUGAGCCCCGGCGGUGGCGGCAGCGAAAGGGAACGAGGAGGUGGCGGGCGGAGGCGGCGGGCGAGGGCGACAACGACCACUGAGGCGGCCGCCGCUGCGAGGGCCGCAGCCCAGGCGCGGGGGCGACGACAGGGUAAAUACCUUAAGUUGGAAUUACUGGGUUACACGGUUAAAAAUCUGUAAGAGCCUGAUUUUAGAAUUCACCAGCUCCUCAGAAGUUUGGCGAAAUAUGAGUUAUUAAGCCUACGCUCAGAUCAAGUUAGCAGCUAGACUGGUGUGACAACCUGUUUUUAAUCAGUGACUCAAAGCUGUGAUCACCCUGAUGUCACCGAAUGGCCACAGCUUGUAAAAGAUCACCAGGAGAACCUCAGUCUGACGACAUUGAAGCUAGCCGAAUGAAGCGAGCAGCUGCAAAGCAUCUAAUAGAACGCUACUACCACCAGUUAACCGAGGGCUGUGGAAAUGAGGCCUGCACGAAUGAGUUUUGUGCUUCCUGUCCAACUUUUCUUCGUAUGGAUAACAAUGCAGCAGCUAUUAAAGCCCUCGAGCUUUAUAAGAUUAAUGCAAAACUCUGUGAUCCUCAUCCUUCCAAGAAAGGAGCAAGCUCAGCUUACCUUGAGAACUCAAAAGGUGGCCCUAACAACUCCUGCUCUGAGAUAAAAAUGAACAAGAAAGGAGCGAGAGUUGAUUUUAAAGAUGUGACUUACCUAACAGAAGACAAGGUAUAUGAAAUUCUUGAAAUAUGUAGAGAGAGAGAGGAUUAUUCCCCUUUAAUCCGUGUUAUUGGCAGAGUUUUCUCUAGUGCUGAGGCACUAGUCCAGAGCUUUCGGAAAGUCAAGCAGCACACCAAGGAAGAGUUAAAAUCUCUUCAAGGAAAGGAUGAAGACAAAGAUGAGGAUGAAAAGGAGAAAGCUGCAAGUUCUGCCGCUGCUAUGGAGGAAGAUUCAGAAGCUUCUUCUUCAAGAGUAGGUGAUAGCUCACAGGGAGACAACAAUCUACAAAAAUUAGGCCCUGAUGAUGUGUCCGUGGAUAUUGAUGCUAUUAGAAGAGUCUACACAAGAUUGCUCUCUAAUGAAAAAAUAGAAACUGCCUUUCUCAACGCACUAGUGUAUUUGUCACCUAACGUAGAGUGUGACUUAACAUAUCACAACGUGUACUCCCGAGAUCCUAAUUAUCUGAAUUUGUUCAUUAUUGUAAUGGAGAAUAGAAAUCUCCAUAGUCCUGAAUAUCUGGAAAUGGCUUUGCCAUUAUUUUGCAAAGCAAUGAGCAAGCUACCCCUUGCAGCCCAAGGAAAAAUGAUUAGACUGUGGUCUAAAUACAGUGCAGAUCAGAUUCGGAGAAUGAUGGAAACAUUUCAGCAACUUAUUACCUACAAAGUCAUUAGCAAUGAAUUUAACAGUCGAAAUCUAGUGAAUGAUGAUGAUGCCAUUGUUGCUGCUUCGAAGUGCUUGAAAAUGGUUUACUAUGCAAAUGUAGUAGGAGGGGACGUGGACACAAAUCACAAUGAAGAAGAUGAUGAAGAGCCCAUUCCCGAGUCCAGUGAACUGACACUUCAGGAGCUCUUGGGAGAGGAAAGAAGAAACAAGAAAGGUCCUCGAGUGGACCCACUGGAAACUGAACUUGGUGUUAAAACUCUGGAUUGUCGAAAACCACUUAUCCCUUUUGAAGAGUUUAUUAAUGAACCUCUGAAUGACGUUCUAGAAAUGGAUAAAGAUUAUACUUUUUUCAAAGUAGAAACAGAGAAUAAAUUCUCUUUUAUGACAUGUCCCUUUAUAUUGAAUGCUGUCACGAAGAAUUUGGGAUUAUAUUAUGACAACAGAAUUCGCAUGUACAGUGAACGAAGAAUCACUGUUCUCUACAGCUUAGUUCAAGGACAGCAGUUGAAUCCAUAUUUGAGACUCAAAGUCAGACGUGACCAUAUCAUAGAUGAUGCACUUGUCCGGCUAGAGAUGAUUGCUAUGGAAAAUCCUGCAGACUUGAAGAAACAGUUGUAUGUGGAAUUUGAAGGAGAACAAGGAGUCGAUGAGGGAGGUGUUUCCAAAGAAUUUUUUCAGCUGGUUGUGGAGGAAAUCUUCAAUCCAGAUAUUGGUAUGUUCACAUACGAUGAAUCUACAAAAUUGUUUUGGUUUAAUCCAUCUUCUUUUGAAACUGAGGGUCAGUUUACUCUGAUUGGAAUAGUACUGGGUCUGGCUAUUUACAAUAACUGUAUACUGGAUGUACAUUUUCCCAUGGUUGUCUACAGGAAGCUAAUGGGGAAAAAAGGAACUUUUCGUGACUUGGGAGACUCUCACCCAGUUCUGUAUCAAAGUUUAAAAGAUUUAUUGGAGUAUGAAGGGAAUGUGGAAGAUGAUAUGAUGAUCACUUUCCAGAUAUCACAGACAGAUCUUUUUGGUAAUCCAAUGAUGUAUGAUCUAAAGGAAAAUGGUGAUAAAAUACCAAUUACAAAUGAAAACAGGAAGGAAUUCGUCAAUCUCUAUUCUGACUACAUUCUCAAUAAAUCAGUAGAAAAACAGUUCAAGGCUUUUCGUAGAGGUUUUCAUAUGGUGACCAAUGAGUCUCCCUUGAAGUACUUAUUCAGACCAGAAGAAAUUGAAUUGCUUAUAUGUGGAAGCAGGAAUCUAGAUUUCCAAGCACUAGAAGAAACUACAGAAUAUGAUGGUGGCUAUACCAGGGACUCUGUUCUCAUUAGGGAGUUCUGGGAAAUUGUUCAUUCAUUUACAGAUGACCAGAAAAGACUCUUCUUGCAGUUUACAACAGGCACGGACAGAGCACCUGUGGGAGGUCUAGGAAAAUUAAAGAUGAUUAUAGCCAAAAAUGGCCCAGAUACAGAAAGGUUACCUACAUCUCAUACUUGCUUUAAUGUCCUUUUACUUCCGGAAUAUUCAAGCAAAGAAAAACUUAAAGAGAGAUUGUUGAAGGCCAUCACAUAUGCCAAAGGAUUUGGCAUGCUGUAAAAAAAAAAAAAAGGAAGGAAGAAAAAAAAAACUAAAAAAAAAUUUAAUAAAUAUAACAAGAGGGAUAAAUUUUUGGUGGUAGUAGUGUCCCAGUACAAAAAGGCUGUAAGAUAGUGAACCACAGUAGUCACCUGUGUCUGUGCCUCCAUUCUUUAUUGGGGACAUGUGGGCUGGAACAGCAGAUUUCAGCUACAUAUAUGAACAAAUCCUUUAUUAUUAUUAUAAUUAUUUUUUUGCGUGAAAGUGUUACAUAUUCUUUCACUUGUAUGUACAGAGAGGUUUUCUGAAUAUUUAUUUUAAGGGUUAAAUCACUUUUGCUUGUGUUUAUUACUGCUUGAGGUUGAGCCUUUUUGAGUAUUUAAAAAAUAUAUACCAACAAAACUACUCUCCCAAGGAAAACAUUGCCACCAUUUGUAGACCAUGUAACCUUCAAGUAUGUGCUAUUUUUUGUCCCUGUAUCUAACUCAAAUCAGGAACUGUAUUUUUUUUUUUUUUUUAAUGAUUUGCUUUUGAAACUUGAAGUCUUGGAAACAGUGUGAUACAAUUACUGCUGUUCUAGUCCCCAAAGAGUUUUCUGUGCAAAAUCUUGAGAGUCAAUAAAGAUGGAAGGGAGAAUUUGGAAUGUUUUAACUGCAGCCCUCAGAACUUUACUUUAGUAACAGCACAACAAAUUAAAAACAACUCAUGCCACAGUCUGUUGUCUUCAUGUGUCUUGCAGUGAACUGUAUCAGUAGCCAACCCUCUUUCUUAGUAUGAAAGGACAGGGAUUUUUGUUGUUGUUGUUAUUGUUGUUGUCGUCGUUGUUUUAAGUUUACUGGGGAAAGUGCAUUUGGCCAAAUGAAAUAGUAGUCAAGCCUAUUGCAACAAAAUUAGAAAGUUUGUUGUUUAUUAUAAACAAAAAGCAUGUGAAAGUGCACUUAAGAUAAACUUUUUAUUGAUUACUUAUUACCUAGAGUUUAAAUAGACAAUCCAAAGUCUCCCCUUCAUGUUGCCGUCAUCUGUUUAAGCAGCCAUUUUAUCAAGGCAUGUGAUCAGUGUUGCAACCUGAUGGAAAGGCUGGCUACUGUAUGCCUCCUGCUACUUAAAUCAUACAGUAAGCCAACCUGGAACUGAAUGGAACUGUUACUCCUAAGAAUGACAUUGUAUGUCCCCCAAAGGUUAAAUUUUACUUCAAAAAGUGUUAAAGAUUACUUUCAUGUACUGUGGGGAAGUACAGAUAGAUUUAAAUUAUUGGAUAUUCAGAAGUAAGUCGUUUCCCCUUUCCUAGUCUUCUGUGUCUGUGAUGUUAAUUUCUUUUAUUGCAUUACAAAAUAAAAGGAUUAUGUAUUUUUAACUAAGGAGAGACAUUGAUAUAUCCUUUUAGUGCAAGCUGUGGCUGAUGUGCUGAGCUUGUGCCUUGAUGAUUGUUUUAACUGAUUACUGUACAUCAAUCUAAUGAUUUGUUUGAAAUUGACAAGAAAAAUAUAGCUUUCAAAUCAUUGGAGGGGAAAAUGGAUGUCUUUCAGGAUUAUUUUAAUUCUUUUAGUAAAUGAGACAGAACUGUUAUGUACCAUAAUGCAAAUAAAACAGUGGCACUUUUCACCAUAAUUUAGUGGAGAAAGAAGAGAAUGCGUAUGUAUUGUGAGAAGAUAACAUGAGGUGUUUUGGCCAACUUGUAGAGCGCUGUGAAGGUACGUACACUACCUUGCUGCAAGGGACCUUCGUGUGACUGUAGUCAUAUUAAAAGGCUUCUCAUCCACUGUGCUUCUUAUGUAUAAUGAAAGUGAGAAGAAAAUUAAAUACUCUGGGGGCAUUUUAUGUAAUAAAUUCAUGAAGAAAUUUGUGCUCUUCAGUUCUCCAGUUUUAUUAUCACUACAGUGUUUAAGUUCUACAGUUGUAAUAAUUUAUCUGUAUGAAAAGUUUUUUAAAUGAUAAUUGAGAUAGGAUAUCAGAUACAGAAUUCACAUCAAAUAGACUUUUGACAAAGAGUCAAAAAUAAACCUUCCCUUAAAAUUCUAAGAGGAAAAAUGGAGAGCUACACAUGCUCCCUGCUCCACACCACGCCAGGCAUCUCACUCACUUCUCUCAGCUGUGCUCCCUUUUCACUGCUGUUCACUAGAGUGUCACUGACCAAUACUUUAAGGGAGCGGGAAACAAUAUACAUUCUAACUUCAGUGGCUCCUGAUCCCCAAAUGUUAUAAAAGUGCUUUGGGUCCAGAUAGUCUGUUAUAUCGUUUGGUUUUCUUUGAAUUGUCUCACAAUCUCCAGGAAGCUCUGGAGGGAAAAAAAUGAACCAUAAACUAAAGUAAUUGGCUUUCCCAAUAAACAUUAACUUGCUAUGUGUAUUACCUUUUAUGACUAUAGAACAUUUCAAACAUAAAACAAAAACCAGCCUGCAGCCAAAGUUUUCUUGACUCUGGCAGCUCUACCAAAUGAGAUGGAUGUCCUGAUCCUACUUUCCUGGGCUGUGGUUAAUUGGGGGAUAAAAUCCAAUUACAAUUUCUUUAGCUUUAUUUUGGUAUAUAUGCCUCUGUAGGGAAAAUACAUACCAAAAAGGAACUUGAAAAUGAGGCUUCAAAUGGAGAAUUUGCUGAUGUUAUUCAUUUCCUCUCAGCACAGACAUCUUAUUAGAAAGAAAAAUGGUUGUAAUUGGACACUAAGCACUCCCAGUUUGCAUAAGAACAUGGCUGUGCUGGGAUUUCAGGCACAUUUUAGGGAUUGGGGAUUUUUUCUCAAAAAUUUCAUACGGACUGUCAAGAAGAAGAAUUGUAGUUCCAAACCUAUGCCGUCUUUAGUCUUGAUCCCCCAUGUGCUUCUACCAGCCUUUGUCUAAGGAUCAUCUCUACUCUUCACAUCCAUUUCUGGGCCCCAGAAGAAUCCAAAAACACAGCUUCUGCUUGCUCACCUCUUGUCUCCUUUUACCCCACAGUUUAUUGUGCAAAUAAUUGCCUUGGGAAGGUACAAGGUUUUGUAAGUACAGAGUCUUAAGCCUUUUUUCCCUUUCCUGUUCAAAUUCCAUGGGUUGGUGUUUGUUAAUCAUGGCAAGAUUUUGAUGUGGGUAUGGGUGGAUUUCGCUGUGUGAAAGGCUGCUAAUCCAGUGCUGUUUCACUGAAAGUGUUCUCAAGAAUACUCAUAACCUAGUAACUUUUGUCUUUAAUCACAGCAAUACCUUUCUUAGAUGUAGGCUCCAGCUUCUCUGCUUUUUUCCAUCCCACCUCUUUCAAAUCUUGGAUGGGUACUGCUCCAGCUCUACUUAAAGUUCCUAUCUGUACUUGUCCAGUUCUCUCUGGUCAACUUCAGUCCUUCCUAAACAUUCUUCUCCAAUUUCAUAUCUUUUGCUCAGACUUGUCUCUCUGGUACCUCCAAAGUCAGUACACCUGAAAAUGAAACUCUGCAUUUUGCAUCUGUACUAACCUAAGCAAUCCAAAUCAUCAAUUCUUGUCACAGAUUGUCAGUUGUCAAUUCUUGUCACAGAUUGUCAGUUCUUUUCCCACAAGUCUCUCCCAUCGUUCCCCUUUCAUUAUACUACCUUUAAAGCCCUGAUCCUCUUGAUUUUAUGUGGACAUUCUUUGUAGCUUCUUAACCACUCCCUGACUCUAAUCUCGUCUUUUAAUACUUUUUAUUCUGAUAAAACACAUUUUUGCUUACUGUAAUAGCCUCUGCCCCAAAACUUGUUCUUCAAAUAAAAUCUCCAAGUCUGGCAUCGAGCACCCACCAUAGACUAGGCCUCACCUCCCUUCCCAAUUUUACGCUCUCCAGCAUCUUCACUUGUCAUGCUGAAUUAUUUUAUUAUUCUCAAAUUCUCUUCCAGACCAAAUCUUAAAAGUACCUCACCCAUAAAGAUUUUAUCAACCCCUGACGUGUGUCCACUGUGUCUGUGGUAGCACAGCAUGGUGGGGCCCCUUUCUUAUUUUAACAAUGAGGAAUUCUAUGGAGUGUUUCAGGGGCUGCUCUUGAUUUAGAUCUUUUCCCAUUUCCGUUUUGCUAGUGAAGCUUCUGUUUGUUUUUUUAAUACAUAACCAUUGCUUGGAUUGUAAGUUCAUGAUGGAGAGUGUCAUUUUUUUCUUAUCUUUGCCUUCCACGUGUAGUAACUUUGUUAAAAAGGAUUAUUACUUGAAUGAUUGAAAACAACCCAGCAUGCAGUAGAAUGUUCACUGAAGCUUCUUGUUUGAUCCAUUUCUUCCAUAUGGUACAUUUUUGUGAUCAGACUUCACUCCUUGGUACGUGACUAUCAAAUUGUCCAAGUAGCAGUUAAAAGUCUACUUAUAUUUCCCCAGAAAGAUCUUGGCACCCUCGUGGAAAAACACUUGACUAUCAGUAUAGGACUUAAUUUCUGACUCUUGAGUCUCCUCUGUGCUCUAUGUGUCUAUCCUCAGGCCAGUGCUGUGUUGUCUCAAUCAUGGUAGCUUUGCAGUCAGUUUUGGAUUGGGGGUGUGUGAAUCCUCCAACUUUGUUUCUUUCCAGGAUCAUUGUGUCUAUAUUGGGUCCCUUGCAUUCCAUGUGAGUUUUAGAAUCAGGUUGUGAAUUUCUGCGAAACAGGCAGUGGGGAUUUUGAUAGGCACUGUGUGGAAUCCAUAUCAAUUUGAGGAAUGUUGCUAUUUUAACAGUAUUAAGUUUUUAAAUCCACAAACUUUUUUCUUUCCAUUUGUUUUCUUUCAAUGAUGUUUUAUAGAUUUUAGUGUGCAAGUCUUGACCUCUUUGGUUAAUUUUUUUCUAAGUGUUCUUUUUGAUACUGUUAAAAUUUUCUAAUUUUCAUUUUUGGAUUAUUACUGUCUAGAAAUACAAUUGAUUUUUGUAUAAUGAUCUUGUAUAUUGUAGCUUUUCUGAACUCAUUCUAUUUGUUUUGAUUCCCCAGUAUAUUCUGUAUACAAAAUCAUGCAUCUGUGAAUAGAAAUACUUCUUCCUUUCUAAUCUGGAUUCUUAUUUCAUUUUCUUGUCUAAGUGCCCUGCCUAGCACUUCCAGUAAAAUAUUGAGUAGAGGUGGUAAGAGCAAAUGUCUUUUUCUUGUUUCUGAUUUACAGGGGAAAGCACUGUCUUUAACCAUUAAAUAUGAUGUUAGCUGUGGAUUUUUCAUAAAUACUUGGGGUUGAUAAAAUUCCCUCAUAUAUCUAGUUUGUUGAGUGUUACUAUCAAAAAAAGGGUAUUGAAUUUUGUCAAAUAUUUCUGUAUCAAGAUUGUCAUGUAGUUUUUGUCCUUUAUUCUGUUAAUAUGUUGUAUUAUAUUGAUGGAUUUUGUAUAUUGAACCAACCUUGCAUUCUUGAGAUAAUUCCACUUGUUCAUGCUACAUAAACCUUGUUCUUUGCUGCUGGA